This is a messenger RNA of Macrosteles quadrilineatus (aster leafhopper), 589 nucleotides long. Its product is annotated as ubiquitin-like protein 4A-B. The transcript has 4 exons. Gene Ontology annotation, molecular function: protein binding. Gene Ontology annotation, biological process: post-translational protein targeting to endoplasmic reticulum membrane. NCBI's taxonomy places the organism in Eukaryota, Metazoa, Arthropoda, Insecta, Hemiptera, Cicadellidae. The coding region runs from base 98 to 589 and encodes 163 amino acids. The record is from RefSeq and is a predicted model, not a curated record.
ACUAGAGCUUUUAAGUUGCAGUUUGAUUUUAGUUUAUCAAGAUUUUUUCCUGAGAUAGAACAGUUAACAAGUUAAUCAACACUUCUUUAUACUAGUCAUGAAGAUAAAAAUAAAAGUUUUUCAAGGACAGCUGUACACUCUAGAGGUAGAUGACCAGACACGUGUAUCAGAGGUGAAGGAACAGAUGGAAGUAUUGCUGGGAGUGCCUGCAGACCAGCAGAAGUUGUUGAUCAUUGGGAGACCCCUCUCAGAUGAAAAAUUACUCAGUGACUACCCUGCGAUUAAAGAAGGCACAAAGUUGAACCUCAUUGUGAAAAAGGGUUUUAAAACAAACAACUUUGUGCUCAGUGACAACGAGGACCUGUCAAUCUUGAAGGAAGCUGCAUUCAAGUACCUGAGCGACUUCUACCCAGAAGAAGUCACAAGAAAAAUUGUCGAUGAGUUUGGAAAGGAGUUCCUGCGGACCUUUUCCGGCAUAAGUCUCGAAGAAGUUGAGAUGUUAGCCGGUUAUAUGCUUCUCGAGGAGGGGAAGUGCGAGGAGGAGAGGUGUGAGGAGGAGAAGUGCGAGGAGGAGAAGGAAGAGCACUAA